This is a messenger RNA of Otolemur garnettii (small-eared galago), 2290 nucleotides long. RefSeq names its product death associated protein (gene DAP). Gene Ontology annotation, molecular function: death domain binding. Bases 155 to 463 code for a protein of 102 amino acids. NCBI's taxonomy places the organism in Eukaryota, Metazoa, Chordata, Mammalia, Primates, Galagidae. Gene Ontology annotation, biological process: cellular response to amino acid starvation; negative regulation of autophagy; apoptotic signaling pathway. The record is from RefSeq and is a predicted model, not a curated record. The transcript has 4 exons.
GCGGCGGCGGUGGCUGUCGGACCUGCGCGGCCCCGGAGCUCCAGGCGCGCGCACAGCUCUCGCCCCCCUCCGCGGCGCUCUCGCACACUCCCGCCGGGUUCCGGAGCCGCGUCGCCGCCGCCACUGCCCCAGCCCCUGGGAGCCCAGUCGCGCCAUGUCGUCGCCUCCCGAAGGGAAACUAGAGACUAAAGCUGGACACCCGCCCGCCGUGAAAGCUGGUGGGAUGCGGAUUGUGCAGAAACACCCCCACACGGGAGACGCCAAAGAGGAGAAAGACAAGGAUGACCAGGAAUGGGAAAGCCCCAGUCCGCCCAAACCGACCAUGUUCAUCUCUGGGGUCAUUGCCCGGGGUGACAAAGACUUCCCUCCAGCAGCCGCCCAGGUGGCCCACCAGAAGCCCCACGCCUCCAUAGACAAGCACCCUUCCCCGAGACCCCAGCACAUACAGCAGCCGCGCAAGUGAGGGGGCACCCAGGCCCCGCUGCCCUCGCCAGGCCCUGCUGCCCUCACCAGCAGCACCCAGCCGCCCACACCUGACACCCAGCAAAGAGAACUAGCACUUUCUGCAAAAUACUGUUUCUUCCUUUGCCUUAAAUUUCCAUAUUUGAAACUAGGAAUGGCUCAAACCCCAAACUUCAUUGACAAGACAUCAUGCACCCCUAGAAAUACCAUCAGCAGAAUUUGCUAGAAUAUGAUUAAAAAGAAGCCAUUCAAACAUUAGUUUUAGUUCUGUUUCAGCAGUCACCCAGAGUCCCUAUCCGUGGUCUUAAAAACAAGAAGGCACAAACUCGGGAGGAUUAGAUUAAGAUUAGGGGAAAGCUCAAUCUUUCAUGCUUUUUAAAAUAGUAAUAGGUCAGUAAAGCCUUGAGAGCUGCAGGAGAGUAAGACGGGGAGAGAACAGAGACAGCAGAUUCCAGGCAAAGCCCUUGGAAACAGGUGAUGGCAACACUGAGCUCCCUCCCCUCCAUGCAGAGGGGACGGGGAGAGAACAGAGACGGCAGAUUCCAGGCAAAGCCCUUGGAAACAGGUGAUGGCAACACUGAGGCUCCCUCCCCUCCAUGCAGAGGGGACGCUGUGCGGGGUGACCAGGCACCUACAGGAAAAGCAGGUGGUUUUGAAAUGGCUCUUUUACUCCGGGAGUCACUGGGCCAACAAACAAGACUGUGGGCAGUUUGCUCAGGGUUCCCGGGAGUGAGCAUCAGCGUGGCGAGCCCUGCAUUGCACAGUGCAGGCUCCACAGGGGAUAUUGAGGCAAAUCUGUGAGUUGGGUUUUUGGUGGGGUUUUUUUUUUUUUUUUGGCAAUCUCCUCUAGAGCUGCUUUUGAGUUCUGGAAGUGACCACCGACCAGACCAAAGGAAUAGAUGUAUAGUUAAUUCUGGAACACCUGAACAGGAGAGUUGAACUCAUGGAAAGACUAGAUAAAAGCCUGCCUUCACCUUCUUAGGGACAUGAAACCCCACGUUCCAUGUGAGCUAGAGAAACCUGCUUGUUGACCCGUGUAGCUGCCCAGGAGCCUGGACAUACCAGCCUGAGUCCAUCUUCCCUCAGUACCCCAGAUUAUCCUCUGAUUUCUAUAGGGUUUCCUGCCUGGAGAUGCCCAAGACUCCCCUGGGCUAUAGGGUGUCCAGCUUUUCUGGAAAGCCAAAGGGAUCAUUUAGUCAGGUGUGAAAACCAUCCAGAGUGCUGCCUCCAGCCGCAUGGCUGAUGGUCCUGCCCAACAGCAGUGGACUUGGUCAGCGCAGCCAUGUGCUGUGAACAGUGUCCACAGUGCCAGCCUUCCAGAUGCCACUCUGCAGUCCCUUUCUGCCAGCUGGUGAGAGCAGCAGCAGACAUGGUCAGACCCAGCAAUCCCUCUCCCCAGAGGGCGAGGCACAGACUGGCCUCACAUUUUCAGUGUCUGCUUUUCCCAUCCAGAUGACUUGAGAAAAAUCCAUGUGUAACCUUCAAGGCUCUGUGUGGCCGCAUCUUGAAAUGUUGGUAUAAACUGCAGGUGGCUUUUGGAGACUCAGCCUUGAUCAGCAGCCCUGCCAUAGUAUGCCAAGCAGGCAGCCUCCUCCCCGGUGCCUUCUGCAGCCCACAGAAUUCAGGGGUGUCCUUAGUGCUUCUCAGUCCGCAUCUGGAGGAAGGGCCACUAUUCCCACAAGUGUGGCUUUUGGGUACUUUCAGCUGGGUCUGGCGUGCGUCUGCGGGUUCUAGAUCACUGAAUGCAAACUGUUUUCUGAAAUGAAUUUACCAAUUGUUAGCUUCGAGAACAAUCUUGAUUAUAAUAAAGCUUCUGCAUGUCUUCUCA